GGUGUGUUUUAUCUCCAGCUGCUGCAGACCUGCUGAAGAUCACCACGGAGGAGGAUCCAAUACAAUCAGUAGAUUCAGGUGUUUUUCUACUGUAUGCUGCUGAUUUAAUCAGUCGCCAUGAAUCUCUGAAGCUCCUAGAAAUAAAACCAUCAUGGGUUGCCCUGUUGUAGUUGUCGCCGCUGCUGUAUCAACUCUCGGCGGUCUCGUGUUCGGCUACGAACUCGGAAUCAUCUCCGGCGCUCUGCUGCAGCUCCAGGUCCAGUUCCAGCUGAGAUGUGUCCAGCAGGAGGCCGUGGUCAGCUCCCUCCUCAUUGGAGCCAUUCUGGCUUCUGUUAUCGGCGGCUGGCUGAUCGACCGUCACGGCAGGAGGACGUCCAUCUUGCUCAGCAAUCUUCUGAUCAUUGUCGGAAGCCUGAUCCUGUGUGUUAGCAUCUCGUUUCUGAUGCUAAUCUUUGGCCGUGUCAUGGUGGGCUUCGCCAUGUGCGUAUCUUCAAUGUCCUGCUGCAUUUUCAUCUCCGAGAUGGUUUCGCCCGAACGCAGAGGUCUGAUGGUCACUCUGUAUGAAGUUGGUGUGACGGUCGGGAUUUUACUUGCAUACGCCAUCAACUACGUCUUAUCUGGAGCUCAGGAAGGAUGGAGGUACAUGUUCGGGUUGGCAGUUGCGCCAUCGCUUGCGCAGUUGGUUUGUAUUUGGGUUCUGCCAUCUCAGCACACGCCGAUCAUACAGCUCCUGAACGAGAGCGGUGAAAACGGAGCCCGAACACACAAGAAGGCGUACACAAUCGUAGAUCUGUUUCAGCACCGUGAUAACAUGCGCACCAGGACUGCCAUCGGUCUUGGGCUGGUCGUGUUCCAGCAGUUCACGGGUCAGCCCAACGUUCUCUUCUACGCCUCCACCGUCUUUCAGUCUGUGGGGUUUGAGAGCGACGCAUCUGCCGUGUUGGCGUCGCUCGGCCUCGGGAUCGUUAAAGUUAUCACAACAUUAGCAGCGAUGUUCUGCGCGGAUAAAGUCGGAAGGAGGCCGCUUCUGAUUGGCGGAUGCUCCGUCAUGGCCGUCGGUUUGAUGAUUAUUGGAUUCCUGAGCAGACAUUCAGAGUUUGAUAUGGUGAGACACUGCGGCUCUCGUUUAAACGACACCGUGUUACCUGAGAUUGGAAAUAACGCCACCACACUUCCUCAUGAUGCAGGAAACUUUAAUUGGAUUAUUUUGUUCUGCAUGAUGGCUGUUGUCGCCGCCUUCUCCAUGAGCUUUGGUCCAAUGACGUGGGUCGUGUUGAGUGAAAUUUUCCCAGCAGAUGUGCGAGGACGAGCAUUUGCCUUCAGCAGCUGCUUUAACUGGGCAGCCAACCUGAUCGUCACCUUCUCCUUCCUCAAUGUCAUAGAUGUGAUGGGUCUUUCCGGAACGUUCUUCGCGUACGGCGUGAUCGCAGUAGCAGCCGUCGUUUUUAUUUAUGUCCUUCUACCAGAGACUAAAGGAAAAGCACUGCAGGACAUCGACAAGGAGCUGUGUGAAAGACGGUUUCCUCACAGAGAAGAAUUCUGCAGUGUUCUCCAGAGAAGACGUUUUUCACCCGGAUAUCAGAGAGUCUCCUGGACGAGUUCUUCGAUAUAACGUUCACCAUCAGGCCACCAGAAAAAACCCAAAGUUUUAUUUUAAUGUAAUAAACUAGCUGUGAUGACAGCGAGGUGAUCAUCAUGUGGAACGAGGUGGCAGAUAACCUGACAUUUUUAUCGAAAGUUCGUAACGCAGAAUUAUUUGUCUCGAGCUGUUCACCAGCUGUUUACAUUUUUUCCUGUCCUUUCCCCCAGUUAAAUUAUACAUUUUUAAAAAAUGUUAAA
Molecule: messenger RNA, 1839 nt
Organism: Ictalurus furcatus (blue catfish)
Lineage: Eukaryota; Metazoa; Chordata; Actinopteri; Siluriformes; Ictaluridae
Gene: slc2a10
Product: solute carrier family 2 member 10
Exons: 6
Coding region: 152-1612 (486 amino acids)
Biological process (GO): transmembrane transport
Cellular component (GO): membrane
Molecular function (GO): transmembrane transporter activity
Source: RefSeq, a predicted model, not a curated record